AACCUGUAGGUGCGAGCCGGAUCGGUUGCGCGCACGAUUGCUCGGGACGGGGAUCCGAACCAGCCCGGGGGGAGAAAAAAAAACCAAAAAAACCAAAAAGCGAGGAUGCUGCGCGUGCGGUGCCUGCGCGGAGGCAGUCGAGGGGCCGAAGCCGUGCAUUACAUUGGGUCGAGGUUUGGAAGAGUCGUCACAGGAUGGGUGCAGCGAACUUUCCAGAGCACCCAGGCUGCAGCGGCCUCCAAUGCUCCCUGCCCUCCUGUUGCUGCUGCUGCUGCUGAACCCUCCAAAGUUCCUGACCCUAGUCCAGAAAAUUGUCCUGUCUCUGCCUACAAUGAAUGGGACCCACUGGAAGAAGUCAUUGUGGGGAGAGCUGAAAACGCCCGUGUUCCUCCUUUCACAGUGGAGGUGAAGGCUAAUACCUAUGAUAAGUACUGGGAAUUUUAUCAGAAGUACGGAGGCCAGAGUUUUCCUGAGGAUUAUAUCAAGAAAGCAAUCGCUGAGAUUGAAGAAAUGUGCAAUAUUUUGAAGAUGGAGGGAGUGAUUGUGAAGAGGCCAGAAAUCCUCAACUGGUCAACCCGAUAUAAAACACCUGAUUUUGAAUCUACUGGCAUGUACGCAGCUAUGCCGAGAGACAUUUUACUUGUAAUUGGGAAUGAAAUCAUCGAAGCGCCGAUGGCGUGGCGAGCCCGGUUCUUUGAAUAUAGAGCGUAUCGCCGAGUCAUUAAAGAGUAUUUUCACCAGGGAGCCAAAUGGACAACAGCACCGAAGCCCACGAUGUCUGAUGAGCUUUACGACCAGGAUUAUCCCAUCCGCACCGUGGAGGACAGGCACAAGUUGGCUGCCCAGGGGAAAUUUGUCACCACUGAAUUUGAGCCGUGCUUUGAUGCUGCAGACUUCAUAAGAGCUGGGAGAGAUAUCUUUGUGCAAAGAAGUCAGGUUACAAAUUUCAUGGGCAUUGAGUGGAUGAGGAGACAUCUUGCUCCAGACUAUAGAGUCCAUACUAUCUCUUUCAAAGACCCAAACCCAAUGCACAUCGAUGCUACUUUUAAUAUCAUUGGCCCUGGGGUCGUGCUUUCUAAUCCAGAUCGCCCCUGUAACGAGAUUGAUCUCUUCAAGAAGGCAGGCUGGACAAUCAUUCAUCCACCGCUUCCUCUGAUCCCUGACAAUCAUCCGCUGUGGAUGUCUUCCAAAUGGCUUUCCAUGAAUGUCCUGAUGCUGGAUGAGAAACGUGUGAUGGUAGAUGCCAACGAAACCCCGAUCCAGAAGCUCUUUGAAAGCCUAGGCAUUUCAACCAUCAAAGUGAACAUCCGCCACGCCAAUUCUUUGGGAGGAGGCUUCCACUGCUGGACCUGUGACAUACGUCGCCGUGGGACCUUGAAGUCUUAUUUUGAUUAGCAGGAGGUCUGUCUGAAGCACAGGCCACCAUCCAAUGGGAAUGCAUGUGUCAUAAGAUGAAGAGGUUAGCUUCCCCCGGGGCUCCUUAAAAUAAUAAUAAUAAUAAUAAUAAUAAUAAUAAUAAUAAUAAUAAUAAUACCAAUGUAGAUGCAUGAGUUGCUGUGCUUUGAAUCAGGUUCCUCCUCUUCCUAACUUGUGGUUCCCGUCCCUGAUCCCCAGGGCAGGAGAGUGCACCCUAAGGGUCUAUUCACACAUUAUGAACAAGGAACGGGGGCCAUAGGUAAUUAGUGCUCCUUGAUAAAUGGUUGGCAUUUGAGAGAUUGCUUCCAUUAUUUGGGCAGGUAUUCUUUGAUUGACACAUCCGAGCGGACACUGGGACUAUUUAUAGAGAAGCGAGGUUCGUGUUUUUGAGUUAGCUUACUACAAGCUGAUAGGGCUGCAGCCAGUGGUGAAAUUCAAUUUUUUUUUAGUACCGGUUCUGUAGUGGGCGUGGCUUGGUGGGCGUGGCAGAGGAAGGAUAUUGCAAAAUCCCCAUUCCCACCCCACUCCUGGGGGGAAGGAUACUGCAAAAUCCCCAUUCCCUCCCCACUCCUGGGGGGAAGGAUACUGCAAAAUCCCCAUUCCCACCCCACUCCAGGGGAAAGAUAUUGCAAAAUCUCCAUUUCCAUCCCACUCCAGGGGAAGGAUACUGCAAAAUCCCCAUUCCCACCCCACUCCUGGGGGAAGGAUACUGCAAAAUCCCCAUUCCCACCCCACUCUGGGGCAAGCCAGAGGUAGUAUUUGCCGGUUCUCCAAACUACUCAAAAUUUCCGCUACCGGUUCUCCAGAAUCUGUCAGAACCUGCUGGAUUUCACCCCCUGGCUGCAGCCUUAUUCACAAAAUUGACCUGUUUACAUGGUCUUAUUACAUGCCUACACAGAUAACAUGCCAUCAGUGAAGAUGGGGGGUGGUGGUGGAAACCCCUUCUGAUCACAUGCAAUGUUGAAUAGUCUUGGCUCAUCAAGACUUUAGACAUGUAGGCCUUGAUAGCUCAAGCAAGAAGAAGCACAGGACAUCAGCGCCCUUAAAGAGUUGUGAUGGGGUUCUGCUAAAGCCCCAUAGGCUCAACAUUUCAGGACCAAGGAGAGUAAGUUUAUGCAGGUGGUCCUUGCCUUAUGAAAACAAUUGGUACUGCAACUUCCGUUGCUAAACGAUACAGUCCUUUAGUGAGCCACAUCCGAUUUUACAAUCUUUUUUUUUUUUUUGUCAUGGUUGCUAGGUGAAUUUGCAUGGUCAUGAAGCCAAUCUGGCUUCCGCCCAUUGACUUUGUUUGUUGGAAGCCUCUCGUAAAUCCCAUUGAAAGCAAUAUAAAGGUCCUAUGGUCUUAGAAUGUGCAAGGCCCUUUCUGAAAUCAUAUGUGGUGAACGGGUCCUUAGACCACAGAGGCCCAUUCUGCUAUCUCAGCAGUGAAGGGGAUCUUCCAGCUGGCAUUUUGGACAACAUCUGGACUCUCCCUGUUUUUUUUAAUCUUCACUCCAAGACUAUACAAACUUUUGGGAUAAUCUACUAGAUUCCUGAGUUUUCAUGGUUGACAUUACAAAUCUACCUCUGCUUAAACCUCUUACAGGAAGGCAGCUAGAAAGAUUAAACUUCACUGAAUGUGAAUCUUUCCGUUCCCGUUUAAUGAUCUUUUUAAGAUCUGAAGACCACACAAAUGUGAAAUUUAAGGCAAGACAGAACAAACAGUGAUGGGCCCAGAUUUCUACUACUUUUGUAUUUUACACUAUUUAGGUUAAGCUAAGUUUUUUUUUUUUUUUUUUACAAACUGCAUCCUUAUGCAGACGUUACUUAAAUUACACCAGGCUUGUGAACUGGUGACCUUUAUAAACCUUGCUAGACCCAAUGAUUGUAUUAGACUACAAUCCCCACUACUUCCAGCCAAAGUUAGAACCAUUUAUCAAUGGAAGUUGUGGAUGCUCCAAAACCAGAGGUUUUUAAGAAGAGAUUGGGCAACCAUUUGUCUGAAAUGGUACAGGUUCCAGCUGAGCAGGGGGUUGGACUAGAAGACCUCCAAGAUCCCUUCCAACUCUCUUAUUCUGUUUUUUUUUAAAAUUUGAUUUAUAUGCCGCCCUUCUCCGGAGACUCAGGGCGGCUUACAGUGCGUUAAGCAAUAGCCUUCAUAUUUUUGUAUAUUUUAUACAAAGUCAGCUUAUUGCCCCCACAAACUGGGUCCUCAAUUUACCUACCUUAGAAAGGAUGGAAGGCUGAGUCAACCUUGAGCCUGGCGAGAUUCGAACUUACUUUAAUUGCAGACAGUUGGUGUUAAAUUACAGUGCUUUUAGUCUGCAGAGCUAUCCAGGCUCCUGUUUUUCGGUUAAUGUCCAAUUGCUGUACCUUGAUGAGAAAUUAUACAUGGUUAGUGAAGGUCAGAUUUGGGCUUGUUAGUAGUAAAGUGAAAAUUACUCAUGUUCUGGAUAUCAGAUGCAUAGAGCUGUCCCCGUCCCCUCCAAGAAUGAGUGGUUACUAGAUGGAUCAAAAGAGAAAUUUGCAUUGCUGGACAAGGAAAAUAUUUGUCCUAGAAAUGUAUGGUUUAUCUGUUCCCCAAUUUAAGUAAUCCCACUUAGACGCUUCAGAAGAAUGAUAUCCACUGCUAUAUAUUAGGUCCCUAAAUGCCUCCGUUUAAUUUCCUUCUUCCCAAAUCUUUGAUUAGAUGCCUCUAGUCUGAAAAGGCAUUUUUCCCCAAUGUACCUCCAGUCUUUGAGUAUUUUGUACACAUUUGUUUCAGUCUUUCCUUGAUGGGUGCCAAUCUAAUGCAGGAUGUUUGGCAGGAUCUGUUUACAUAAAUCAAAUGUACUUAAUAAUUUUCAGCAGAAAGCGUAUGAUUAACCCAAUGCUACCUAAAAGCGUUUUCUCUAUGUAUUUUAUGCCAAUAAAACACAUUUGCACUCA
This is a messenger RNA of Pantherophis guttatus, 4323 nucleotides long. It is a transcript of the gene GATM, whose product is annotated as glycine amidinotransferase. NCBI's taxonomy places the organism in Eukaryota, Metazoa, Chordata, Lepidosauria, Squamata, Colubridae. Gene Ontology annotation, molecular function: glycine amidinotransferase activity. The record is from RefSeq and is a predicted model, not a curated record. Gene Ontology annotation, biological process: creatine biosynthetic process. Gene Ontology annotation, cellular component: mitochondrial intermembrane space.